This is a messenger RNA of Funneliformis geosporum, 414 nucleotides long. NCBI's taxonomy places the organism in Eukaryota, Fungi, Glomeromycota, Glomeromycetes, Glomerales, Glomeraceae. The record is from the annotation of a GenBank genome assembly.
AUGCCACCUGGACAAGCGAGACCAGGACAAAAAACUGCUUUUUUAGACAAAAAUGCUAUGAAAUUUUGCCAAGCGUUUAACCAACAAACCAAAGAAUUAGAAAGUUCAAAAAUACUUAAUGUGAAAAUAAUGAUCAAUGAUAAAAAGGAAUAUCAGUUUACUAUUCAAGGGCAAAUAACUUCCGAAUUAAUUAAAAAAGCGAGUGGUGAAAAGAAAACUAUCAGCGAAGAAGAAAUUGAAAAAAUUGCUCAAGAAAAGUUGCCUCAUUUGAAUACCGAUGACCUAGAAAAAGCCAAAAAGAUUGUGGCGGAAACUGGUGCUUACGUUCUCGCAAUAUUUGUUUUGCUCUACUUGUUCCUAAAAGUGUUCAAGGAAUCCAAAACUUUUCGAUUAGUCGUUUCAAUUUUCACUUGA